Messenger RNA from Cyanistes caeruleus (blue tit), 3289 nucleotides. Lineage: Eukaryota; Metazoa; Chordata; Aves; Passeriformes; Paridae. The record is from RefSeq and is a predicted model, not a curated record.
GCGGCGGGCGCUGAAAUUCAAAUCCCGGGAGCGGUUGGGGCGGAGGUUCGGCUGCUCUCGGUGGCUUUGGGGAGCGAACCCUGCGCGGGCACCGGCACAGCCAUAGCCAUGGACCCCUUCACCGAGAAACUCCUCGAAAGAACGCGCGCCAGGCGAGAGAAUCUGCAGAGGAAAAUGGCAGAGCGGCCCAAGGCAGGGGUGAGACCCACAAUGCAGACCAAGAGGGCCAGAGAGCCUUUGGCAGAAACUGGUAACCAGGCACCUCUUCCCGGUGACGAAGUAAAACCAGAUACAAAGCCAUCACCAUCAAAAAGGCUCUGCCCUAAUGAUACAGAGACUCAAGCAUCGAGUUCAGAGAACGUCCAGCCAGUUCCUUCAAGUUCCAGAAGCCAUGUUUCUCCUCAGAUGACUUCAGAAUCACACGAAACUGCUUCUAACAGAGCUUCGUUGCUUCAGCCUCUUGAGAAAGUAAAACCAAACACCACGUCGGAAACUCCUGCAGCCCUUUCAGUCAAAACACGUAUGCAGAAGUUGGCAGAACAGCGGCGCUGCUGGGAUAGUGAGGAUCCCUCUGAAUGUGUUCCUCUGUCUCCUCUCCUGUCAAAAGAUCUGUCUGUUUCUCCACCUAAGCAGAUCUCUAAUGCCCUGGCAAGUGAAACCCCUAUUGGGAGAAGAGGCCGUUUAGCUAACCUUGCUGCUACAAUUGGUUCCUGGGAAGAUGACCUAAGUCAUCCAUCUGCAAAGCAAAACAAUGCACAAGAACAGCCUGGCACUACUUGUUUAUCCAAAUUGUCCACUACAAGUGAAGCAUCUGCUAGAAUCAAUAGUAGCAGUGUAAAGCAGGAAGCUGCAUCCUGUUCUCAAAGGCUUGUUGAGGCUUCUAUUAAUAAACCAGCAAACUCAAAGAGAGCGGAUCCAAACAAUUUUUUAACACAAUCUUCAAGAGUCACUGCUCCCUGUUCUAAAGAAUCUGAAGUACAACGACGAGCAGCAGACAAUCCCUGCAGUCCUUGGAAAACUGAAGAGCGUACACAAACAGCGAAGUCAGCUUUGCCUCAACCAGUUCAGUCCAAAGCAGAGCCAGUCAAAGGAACACAUGUGCAACUUGAACCUAAGGGUAAACCCACAACACCAGGGGGAUCAGGAAUUAAGCCGUUCCUGGAACGCUUUGGGGAACGCUGUCAAGAGCGUAGCGCACGCAGCCCUGCUCCGAAUACUCCAGGGUGCAGAACACCCGUUGUUACCCCAAAUACAAGGACAAUCCAGGAGAGGCUUCUCAAACAAAAUGAAAAUUCCUCUACUGCCAGUUUAGCGCUUCAGCUUAAGCAGGAACGUGAGCGGGAACUUGCAUGCCUUCGUGGCCGAUUUGAUAGGGGCAAUCUGUGGAGUGCGGAGAAAAGUGACAGUUCAAAGAGGAAGCUUCCAGAAGCUAAAAUGGAAAGCCAAUCUCAGGCUAGUCCAAAACAUCCUCCUAGUUCAGAUGCCUCUGCUCUUGGAUCAUCAGAAGACACAUCAGCAAGUGACAGGCCAGCAAAAUCUCCCAGUGUGGAGUCUUCAGAUACUUCUAAAUGUGAAGAGGCUGAUAAACCUAGUCCUCUGAAGAUUGCUGAGUCAAAGAGCCCUGUAAAAGUGAUGUCUGUCUCAAAACUUGAACAACUUGAUGAGAAACCAAAAGAUGAAGUAUUUGAGGGCAAAAUGCGUGCAGAUGAGGAGAUGAAUAGCUCAAAAGUGAUAAAUGAGAUUUUUGAAAUUCUUCAAGAGGAUGGUCCAGACAUAGAAAAGCUGAAGAAAGAAAUGAGCAUGAGCCUGGAAGGUGAAAGUGAUGAGGAUGAGCAGGAAGAGUCACUGAACAUUUCAUCAAUGUCUCUGUUAACCCCUCUAGUGGAAUCUGUUGGCUCAGAGGCCUUUGGUUCUCCUAAGUCAACUGAGGAAGGUAGCAGUAUCAGUGAUGUAAGUCUGAAGUCUGAGAAGUUCCAAAGGAUUAGAGUUCCCAGGGCAGAAUCUGGAGACAGUAUUGGCUCUAUGUCAGAAGAUCGCAACCUCCCUUACAGUGUCGAUGCGUAUAGAUCCCAAAGAUUUAAGGAAACUGAUCGUCCUUCAAUAAAACAAAUAAUUGUUCGCAAAGAAGAUGUUGCUUCCAAACUAGAGAUGAGAAGAAAUGGUCCAUCUGAUCAAGUCAAUAUCAAAAAGAAAAUGCAGGAAUUGAACAAUGAGAUCAACAUGCAACAGACAGUGAUUUAUCAAGCCAGUCAAGCUCUGAACUGCUGUUUUGAUGAAGAGCAUGGGAAAGGGUCACAAGAAGAAGCAGAAGCAGAGAGACUUCUUCUCUUUGCAACUGAGAAGAGAACGGCUUUAUUGGAAGAAUUGAAUAAACUGAAGAGUGAAGGACCACAAAAUAAAAGAAAUAAAGCUGCUUCUACAUCCACUGAAUUUGCUCCCUCCAGGGGAUCUGUUUCCAUUUCAGAAAUGCGUCUACCUCUAAAAGCAGACUUUGUAUGUGGUACAGUUCAAAAGCCAGAAGCAGGAAAUUACUACUAUGUAAUAAUACUGAGAUCUGGAGCAGAAAACAUGGUUGCAACUCCAUUAGCAAGUACUGCCAGUUCCCUGAAUGGAGAUGCUCUUACUUUUACUACGACGUUUACUAUGCACAAUGUGUCAAAUGACUUUGAAAUAAAUAUAGAAGUUUACAGUUGGGUGCAGAGAAAAGAAGUUACAAGCACUGAUAAAAGGAAAAAGGCAAAUAAAUCUAAGGUUAUUACUCCAAAGAGAUUAUUGACAUCUAUUACCUCGAAAAGCAACCUUCUUACACCAGCCAUGGCCAGUCCAGGUGGCCCGAAUGCCAUACGCAGUACAAAUUUCAUCCUUGUCGGAUCCCACAAGUUAUCACUGUCUUCUGUAGGAAAUACCAAAUUUGCACUGGACAAGAUAAAUUUUGAAGGGGUGGAAAAAGAACUCUUGGGCUAUAUGUUCCAGGACAAGGUUCCAUUUUUGUCUCCUUUGGAAGGUCAUAUAUAUCUGAAGCUGAAAUGCCAAGUGGACUCUUUGGUGGAGGAGAAAGGGUUCUUGACUAUGUUUGAAGAUGUCAGUGGAUUUGGAGCAUGGCAUAGGCGCUGGUGUGUGCUGUCUGGAAAUUGUAUCUCCUACUGGACCUACCCAGAUGAUGAGAAACGAAAGGUAAUGCUGUUUUGUAAUGCUGAAGUCCAAAGUUCUGUAGUAUCCUGCACAAGCAGCUGUUCGUUUUUAAGCACAGUAAUGUUUAGGCUUUAGAUUGGUAAAACAUGGGAUUCAA